This is a messenger RNA of Triticum aestivum (bread wheat), 1314 nucleotides long. RefSeq lists its product as uncharacterized. The record is from RefSeq and is a predicted model, not a curated record. Lineage: Eukaryota; Viridiplantae; Streptophyta; Magnoliopsida; Poales; Poaceae. The transcript is spliced from 7 exons. Bases 1 to 1314 code for a protein of 437 amino acids.
AUGGCGAUCGACAUCAGAUGCGAGACCUGCAGCAACAACAUUGUUGUAGAGACGGUACUCAGCAAGGCUUUAGUCAGGAUCGCGGUGCUCGCCUUCAGCUUGCAGCGCCGGAGCAGCAUGGCGAUUCGCGUGAAGAAGGGGCCAUGGUCGCCCGAGGAGGACAGGAAGCUCAAGGACUACAUCCACACCCAUGGCACAGGCGGCAACUGGAUCGCGCUCCCCACCAAAGCCGAUGAUUCAGGCCUGAAGAGGUGCGGGAAGAGCUGCCGCCUGCGUUGGCUCAACUACCUGCGGCCGAACAUCAAGCACGGCGACUUCUCCGAGGAGGAGGACAGGGUGAUCUGCGCCCUCUUCGCCGCCAUCGGCAGCAGGUGGUCCAUCAUCGCCGCGCAGCUCCCCGGGAGGACCGACAACGACGUCAAGAACUACUGGAACACCAAGCUCAAGAAGAAGCAGCUGCACCUGCUCAUCGCCGCCGCCGCUCAGUCCACCCAUGGCCAGCAGUACAGCUCCAGACCACCGGCACCGCCAUUUACCGUUGAGCACCACCACCACACUAGCUCUACCUCUGCUGCAUCUCUAGGCCAGCUCCUCAUGUUUGGAGUCGGAGGAGGCGACCACCACCAGCAGCAGCAGUACAUGUCGUCGAGCUCCUCGGUGGACAUCUCCAACAACACCAGUGCUGCUGCUGCUGCUGCUGCUGCUGCUGGCCUGCAGGAGAGCUUCAUGUUUGGUGGCUUGCAGUUUCAGCAGCAGGAGGAGGACACCAACAGCCUGCUCUCACCAGCAGCAGCAGCAUCUGGGAAUGACAUCAUGACCUAUGAGCAUCAUGAGAUGAUUUCGCCGAGCAGCUUCUUCUUCUACGGCGACGGUGCCGGCGCGGUCCGUCACGCCCCGUCCCCGUCUUCACCGCCGUCGAUCACCCGCGCCGAGCUCAUCGCCGGCACCACCGUGUGGAAGGAAGAGAAUGCUGUGGCUGACAAAGGAUUUGAGAAGCUACUGAAAAUAUUGAAGAAGAAGCUUCCAAAGGAUAACGAAUUGCCCGACAAACUAUUCAGGAGGUGGAAGAAAGAGCUGAAUAAGUUUGUCGAAAAUAAAGAGACACCAGAAUUCAAGGGCAGAUAUAAGAAGAUCAGAGAUCACUGGCCCGCAUUUGUGGCCCACAAGACAUCGGAAAAGAGUAAGAAGAUGUCGGCGACAAACAAGCAAAAUGCUGCGAAGAAGAAGCAUCACCAUCGCACGGGGUCAGGAUUUCUGGUGAUGCGCAUUCAGUGGGAGGAGACGUUCCCAUUGAUGACGAGGCGCCUACAGUGA